AUGAGCCCUAUAAAUAGCCUCUGGUUCAAGUGGAAAAGCCUGAAGCUUCCCUGGCGCAGGACCUUUCUUGCAGGAAGUGAUCUGGCGGGAAACACUUUUUGGGAGUUUAAGGAUGCUCUCAAUGCAAAACGACUCCGGCGAAUCGUGAAAUUCAAUCCGAAAACGCACCUUGCUGAUGUGAAGGUCUCCCCACAAUGGCAUCAAUGGCUUCGGCAUGUUCGGGAAGAACCACCAACGAUACAAGAGCAACAAAACGAUCUCCUCCGUCAAGAACGCAUGAAAUAUCUCGCCAGGCUCGCAGAUGAGCGAUGGGCUAGCAAGCCGUCAUUCCUUGAUAAACCACAGGAACAUCAGUUGGGCCCUGCGAUGCAAUCCUUCCAAGAGUUGCAUCACUCUAACGCCUCCCCACCUAACAGAACGGAAACCGUGCGCGGCCCAGAUGAGUCAGGGGCGGAGUUUAAAAAUCAAGAUGUAAAGGAGAAGGCCCCUUGGGUGCGACAAACCGGUGGGCCAAGCGAGCAGUGGCAACCUGAAUCGUGGACACCAACUUUGAAAGGCAGAUAG
Molecule: messenger RNA, 564 nt
Organism: Paracoccidioides lutzii Pb01
Exons: 3
Coding region: 1-564 (187 amino acids)
Biological process (GO): mitochondrial respiratory chain complex I assembly
Cellular component (GO): membrane
Source: RefSeq, a predicted model, not a curated record